UCUCCUGUCCCUGGGCUUCAGCUUUGUCUGGAGUGGUGCAUUGUGGGAAACUCCCAAGUUCUUUAUCCCCGCCCCCAUCCUCCUCACCUUCCUCCUCCUCCAGUCCCUCCCAGCUCUUUGCAGACAAGGGCAGCACAGGGAGGUGGAGGCAGGAGAGGAGCAGCUCGGUCCCUGCUGCCCCUGCCCGGCGGAUUCCUGAUUCCGGCCAUGCCCAGGGACCCUCUCCACUGAGCCGCAGCUGCCCUCCUCCAGACCUGCCCCUGCAGCCCAGCCGAAGUCUGCUCAGGGCCGCCAGGCUCGCCCAGCCCAACAUGGAGGCCAAAGGGAGACCUAGCAGCGGCCCCAAGGCCGAGCCCAAGCCCUCCUCGGCCCCCGCCGCGCCCCCGGCCAAGGCUGAGAAGAAGGAGGCUCCGGAAAAGCGGGAGCAGCCGCCCACGCCCCCAGCGCCCCCCAAGAAGGCCCAGGCGCCUGCUGACCCAGCUCUGCUCAACAGCCACAGCAACCUGAAGCCCAGCCCCGGAGCCCCCGCAGCCCCCAGUGUGCCGGCUGCCUCAGAGCCCAAGGGCCCCGGGGAUGGCGCUGAGGAAGAGGGCGCCGCCGCAGCCCCCGGGGGCCCCGGCACCUUUGAGAACCUGAAGCCGCUGCUCAUGGCUGGCGGGGUGGCUGUGGCUGCCUUGGCAGUGAUUCUGGGGGUGGCUUUCUUGGCUCGGAAAAAAUAGUGAGUGCUGCCAGGGGAGGGGGGCGGGGGAAGAGGGCACCCAGGGGCCAGAGCAGCCUCCUGUCCGGCUCCUUCGGAAAUCCGUGCAUGCGUGGGGAGAUUCUCUAUUGUAACUAGGCACCUAAUCAUAUUAUAUAUAUAUACACACAUACCUCUAGAGACACACACUGGCUGCCUGGUGAGGCGGGCAGAAAAGGACCCGAUCCAGGGUGCCCUUCCCAGGCCCCUCCUCCCCACCCCCACCCCAGGGCCUGCAAGGCAGGGAGGGGCCUACUUUGUGGGAAGGAAGAAGGGAAUUCUGCCUGGUUCUGGGUCAGCACCCAGAGCCCGAAGGGGUGCUGGUCAGAGGGGAGGCAGGCCUAGUCUGGACCAGAUGCCCACAGGACAAGGGCUGCUCAUCCCUGCCCAGGAGGCCGUCAGAUCAAGGCUACUGUGCUGUGGCUGCACCCUGCCAGGUGUCAUCAUGGAGACCAGCUGAUCCUGGCAGAGGGUGGCCAAAAGGAUGCCAGAGGGAUGUCACGGCCCAGUCUGACAACAGGCAGGAAUAGCAACGCUUGGAACAUCCUUCAGCUGCCCGUAGCCCAUGCCAGUCUAGAGGGACUGGAGGACCUUCUGCCCCUGUGGCAGGUGGGAGAGAGUGACAACUGGCCUGUCCACAGGGUUGUGGGCACAGUCAUGCUGAGUCUGUAGAACUUUCAAGGGUGUGUGUGCGUGUGUGAGUGUGUCUGUGUGUGAGUGUGGUUCUAUGUCUGUGUCUGUGUGUGAGUGUGGUUCUGUGUCUGUGUCUGUGUGUGAGUGUGGUUCUGUGUCUGUGUGUGAGUGUGGUUCUGUGUCUGUGUGUGUGUGGUUCCGUGUCUGUGUGUGUGUAUGAGUGUGUCUGUGUGUGAAUGUGGUUCUAUGUCUGUGUGCAUGUGUGUGUGUCUGUGUGUGAGUGUGGUUCUGUGUCUCAGUGUGUCUGUGUCUCUGUGUCUGUGUGCGUGUGUGAGUGUGUCUGUGUGUGAGUGUGGUUCUGUGUCUGUGUCUGUGUGUGAGUGUGGUUCUGUGUCUGUGUGUGAGUGUGGUUCUGUGUCUGUGUGUGUGUGGUUCUGUGUCUGUGUGUCUGUGUGUGAGUGUGGUUCUGUGUCUCAGUGUGUCUGUGUCUCUGUGUCUGUGUGUGAGUGUGGUUCUGUGUCUGUGUGCAUGUGUGUGUGUCUGUGUGUGAGUAUGGUUCUGUGUCUGUGUGUCUGUGGUUCUGUGUCUGUGUGCAUGUGUGUGUGGUUCCGUGUCUGUGUGUGUGUAUGAGUGUGUCUGUGUGUGAAUGUGGUUCUAUGUCUGUGUGCAUGUGUGUGUGUCUGUGUGUGAGUGUGGUUCUGUGUCUCAGUGUGUCUGUGUCUCUGUUUGUGUCUGUGUGCGUGUGUGAGUGUGUCUGUGUGUGAGUGUGGUUCUGUGUCUGUGUCUGUGUGUGAGUGUGGUUCUGUGUCUGUGUGGUUCUGUGUCUGUGUGUGUGUGGUUCUGUGUCUGUGUGUCUGUGUGUGAGUGUGGUUCUGUGUCUCAGUGUGUCUGUGUCUCUGUGUCUGUGUGUGAGUGUGGUUCUGUGUCUGUGUGCAUGUGUGUGUGUCUGUGUGUGAGUAUGGUUCUGUGUCUGUGUGUCUGUGGUUCUGUGUCUGUGUGUCUGUGGUUCUGUGUCUGUGUGUCUGUGUGUGAGUGUGGUUCUGUGUCUGUGUGCAUGUGUCUCAGUGUGUGUGUGUGUGAGUGUGUGUGUGGUUCUGUGUGUUUCUGUGUGUGUCUGUAGUGUGAGUGUGUCUCUGUGUGUCUUGAGUGUCUCUAUAUGUGUGUCUCAGUGUGUCUGAGUGUGUGUUUGUGUGUCUCAGUGUGUGUGUGUGAGUGUGAGUGUGUCUGUGUGGUUCUGUGUGUGUCUCAGUGUGUCUGAGUGUGUGUUUGUGUGUGCGUGCACCCGCGUGCUGUCCUACCCUGGAGAAGCGCUAAUGGCCACCCGGGUGGCCUGGAGCUGCCCUUUGUCCCUCGCUCCCCUCGUCCCUGUCCUCCUUUCCCUUCAGGGCGGAGCCUGGGGGGCCGGAAGGGCGCAGCCAGGCCUGGGGUUCCGGGGUGCCACCUUUCUUCCAGGACUUCUCUGCGGUGGGAGAGACUAGAGAGAGUCCCCCGGAGCUGGCACGGAGGGCAGCCAGCACUGGGGGGGGCCAGAGUGGCCAAGCAGCAGCGCCCAGCCGGCUAAGGCUGCCGUCAGAAGGGGGAGGCGGCCCCCCCUUCACCCCAGGGGGAAUCUGCCCUCCGCUUGUCCCUCAGCCCCGGCCUUCCGGGCCCUUCCCUUCCCUUCCCCAAGCUGCAGAGUCCGCAGAGAGCCCCCUCCCCCCGCCCGGGAGCCAGCGUUUGCGCGGAUCGGGGGCGGGGCCAGGAGACAAUGAGGCAUCGGCCCCCUCCCCCUCCCCAACCAGCGGGGAGCUGUCCGAGGGUCUGAAGGGGCGGGGCCUGUAUACCUCGGACAGCGCCCGCCAGGGCGGCCUCCCAGCUCCGGCCCCGCCCCCUCGGCCGCCCCAGGAGGAGAGAGUCCGCCCCGCCCCUCAGUCGCCCCCCUUUACUUUGACGUUAAACAAGCGUAUCCAUGCAAUAAUGCCGAUAGACUAGAAAUACUAGAUUGAAAUCUGAGGUAGCCUAGAGCUGCUGCUUCGCCCCGCCCCCUCCCGCCCCGGCCCCUCCCCCGCCCCUGCGGAAUCUAGUAUUAGCUUCACCCCCCUGGUGUGUGUGUCCGUGUGCGUGUCCGCGUCUCUGUCCGUGUGUGUGUGUCUGAGCGGUGCUGGGCGCCGGGGCGCAGGGCGGCGGAUGGGGCCCGGACCCACCCUUUGGCCAGCUGGGAGGCAGCCGCUGAGUUGGUCUGAAAUAAACGCUCUAUAUUGUCUA
Molecule: messenger RNA, 3613 nt
Organism: Monodelphis domestica (gray short-tailed opossum)
Lineage: Eukaryota; Metazoa; Chordata; Mammalia; Didelphimorphia; Didelphidae
Gene: CEND1
Product: cell cycle exit and neuronal differentiation 1
Biological process (GO): radial glia guided migration of cerebellar granule cell; cerebellar granular layer maturation; cerebellar Purkinje cell differentiation
Source: RefSeq, a predicted model, not a curated record